This is a messenger RNA of Solanum tuberosum (potato), 1665 nucleotides long. The record is from RefSeq and is a predicted model, not a curated record. Lineage: Eukaryota; Viridiplantae; Streptophyta; Magnoliopsida; Solanales; Solanaceae.
AGUAUACGACAAGGAAGAUUUUCAGUGUACAGUGUGAGUAUGUAAUUUAUAAUCAAGAAAAUUAGCAGUGGUAGAGUUAUCUCUGAGUUUUUCAAAAUACAAGAACAAGUGCAGAGAGCAGAGAGGAGGGAGGGAGGAAGAAGCAAUGGCGGAGUCUCAGUUGGUUCACCCUCCUUUAUUCACCUAUAUCUCAAUGCUCGCUCUGCUCACUUUAGUACCCCCUUUUGUUAUUCUUAUGUGGUAUACAAAUGUUCAUGCUGAUGGAUCUGUAUUGCAAACAUUUAAUUAUCUAAAGGAGAAUGGCCUGCAAGGACUAAUUGACAUUUGGCCAAGACCCACUGCAAUUGCGGGAAAAAUAAUAAUUUGCUAUGCUCUAUUUGAGGCUACACUUCAGCUUUUGUUGCCUGGUAAAAGGGUUCAAGGACCGAUAUCUCCAACUGGACACAGGCCUGUCUAUAAGGCAAAUGGCAUGGCAGCAUAUACAGUGACACUAAUUACCUAUCUCAGCCUUUGGUGGUUUGGAAUAUUCAAUCCUACAGUCGUGUAUGAUCAUCUGGGAGAGAUUCUCUCUACACUAAAUUUUGGAAGCUUAAUCUUCUGUCUCUUUUUAUACAUAAAAGGUCAUGUUGCACCAUCUUCCACUGAUCACGGUUCAUCAGGGAACAUAAUAGUUGACUACUAUUGGGGGAUGGAGUUAUAUCCUCGCAUUGGCAAACACUUUGAUAUCAAGGUCUUCACAAACUGCAGAUUUGGCAUGAUAUCUUGGGGACUCCUCCCUAUUACCUACUGUAUAAAGCAGUAUGAAGAAUAUGGAAGUCUCUCUGAUUCCAUGCUUAUACAUACCAUAAUAACGUUGGUGUAUGUCACGAAAUUCUUUUGGUGGGAAGCAGGUUACUGGAACACCAUGGAUAUUGCUCAUGACAGAGCCGGUUUUUACAUAUGCUGGGGUUGCUUGGUAUUUCUUCCAUGUAUGUACACUUCUCCUGGCAUGUACCUUGUCAAACAUCCUGUAAAUCUUGGACCUCAGCUUGCAAUUUCUAUUCUAGUAGCUGGUAUUCUCUGCGUUUACAUAAACUAUGAUUGUGACAGACAGAGGCAAGAGUUUCGCAGAACAAAUGGCAAAGCCCUUGUCUGGGGAAAGGCUCCUUCGAAGAUUGUUGCCUCAUACACUACUACCACUGGCGAGACUAAAUCCAGCCUUCUCCUGACAUCUGGAUGGUGGGGCUUAUCGCGACAUUUCCAUUAUGUUCCAGAAAUACUAGCUUCAUUUUUCUGGAGUGUUCCAGCUCUUUUCAACCAUAUCAUGCCCUACUUCUAUGUUAUCUAUCUGACGGGCCUCCUUUUGGAUCGAGCCAAAAGGGAUGACGAACGGUGCAAGUCAAAGUAUGGCAAAUACUGGAAAAAGUAUUGCGAAAAGGUGCCUUACCGGGUAGUACCUGGAAUUUAUUAGUGUUUCUUGAGCUUCAACUGAUGAACUGUCUUUAAUUAGUGCUGCUGCUACUAUAUUUUCAGUUGUAGUAGUAUUUAGACCAUGAAAUUUUUUUCUUUCAAUAAAAGCACUUUUAGUUGAACCAACAUCUCAUUUCUAUGGUUGUAAGUUGUAACACGAUGAAAAAGUUAGCUUGAAAUAGAUAUGUCAGUGGAAUUAGUUGAGGUGCGUGAAAA